UGCCCAUUAGUUUGGCUCGGAUCCUUAAGGUGUAUACAACGUUUGGGACGCGAUUGAACGCAGCUCGUCGUAUAUGUAUUAUAAUUUUUUGUUAUCACAUCCGACAUGUGCAAUUCCCAUUUAACGCACGCUACUACGAAAUUACUCAUACUUGGGCUUCUGGCGCUUAGCUAUCAGCAUCUUAUUGCUGCUGGUGAAACGAGCCUGGAUGGCUGCAAUGAAUACGUUUGUGGUUCAAUCGUCUCCAAAUGUCUCUUGACGCAGAGCUGUCAGUGUAAUUUAAGCAAUGCCACUUGCUUGCACGAGUGUCUCAAAUGUUUGGGCAACAUGUACGGGGAGUGUUGCGCCUGCUUGGAUAUGUGUCCCAAAGUGAAAGAUAUAUUUAACUCGGCGGUGCCCAGAUCACAAUAUGGACUUUUCGAAGGUUUACCGGAAUUGUUUGAGACGCUGACCGAAGAUGACGACAAUUGGAAUGUGAUACGCUUCGCCAUGCCAUCCAGCGUACGUCGGCAUUAUGGUGCCGGUUUUGGUGUUAGUUUCGCUAGCAUUGUGAGCGAUGGCGAUGCUAUUGACCGGCAAGCGUCCCUACAAAAAUUGCAUACAUCAGCGGCUGGAACGCAAGUCAAUUGCACUGUUAUCUACUUGAAUGAUUGCAAAACGUAUCACAAGUGCGCCCACGACUGCGAGAAUAUGGGUGCGAGUAGUUACCGCUGGUUCCACGAUGGCUGUUGUGAAUGUGUGGGCGCGAACUGUAUUAAUUACGGCAUUAAUGAGAGUCGUUGCUCGGCAUGUCCAAUAGAUGAUGAGAAUGCCGAGGAGGGUGCUGGUGCGGAUUACGAUGAUGAGUCGAUGUGGACAUUUGGCGAGGAGGAGCACAACUACAAUUAACUUAGUGCGUUUAGCGAAAUGUGGCUUUGAUCUUAAAACAAAAUGGCAAAAUGGCAAAACGGCAUGCAAUAAAGUGAAAUGUUGCUCGGUUAAUUUAAUUUAGUUGAAGCCAGUGAUAAGUAACAGUUAGCUAUAGUAGAGUAUGUAUGUAUGUAAUUCAUUGGAGGGGAGUAAUUGGUGAUAGAACGCUAAGUGUCACGGGGAUAAUUUAAUUAGGAAGUAAGAGUGCAUUAUUUCAUUUGGAUGCAGUGUUUUUUUUUAACGAUAAAUAAAUUUUUAAGAAAGUGUAUUUGCAAAUAUUUUAUUUUAGUGCCAUUACUUCUAAAUAAAUAGAGUGUUAAAUUAAACCAGAA
This is a messenger RNA of Anastrepha obliqua, 1241 nucleotides long. Its product is annotated as protein twisted gastrulation. Gene Ontology annotation, biological process: regulation of BMP signaling pathway. The transcript has a single exon. NCBI's taxonomy places the organism in Eukaryota, Metazoa, Arthropoda, Insecta, Diptera, Tephritidae. The coding region runs from base 106 to 888 and encodes 260 amino acids. The record is from RefSeq and is a predicted model, not a curated record.